Messenger RNA from Pleurotus ostreatus (oyster mushroom), 519 nucleotides. RefSeq lists its product as uncharacterized. NCBI's taxonomy places the organism in Eukaryota, Fungi, Basidiomycota, Agaricomycetes, Agaricales, Pleurotaceae. The transcript has a single exon. The coding region runs from base 1 to 519 and encodes 172 amino acids. The record is from RefSeq and is a predicted model, not a curated record.
AUGUCUCACAUCGUACUCAACCCGCUUCUCCAGUACUCGCAGCACGACUUGCCAGGUGGCAACCGUUGCAGGAUCAAAUGGGACUUGCGGCAACCCCCUUGUUCUUCAGCUCAACUCAUUGAAUCAGACCAAACCCUUUCCGAUACCGAGCUUGCGCAACACGCCACCCAUCCCCCGUUGAACACUCUGCAGAUAAUUUGUGGCGUUUUACCAUUCGAGUGGCCAAUCAUCGCACAAAACCCUACCGGUGUUACAAUCGCGGACGUGCUACAGGCCAUUCAUCAGACCGUAAUGGUUCAAAUCAAACAGAAUGAAUACGACGCGUUGUCGCUCAAACAGCGGAACCGCAUUGCCCAAAUCUUCGACACGAGGUGGCGAGCCUCGCUCGAGCCGCGCACUAUAUGGUCUUUCGGAGUAUUGCGGGUCGACUGCCUGCUCAACCACACCAUUUUCGCUGGGUUGACAAUGACGAUUGAGGGGACAGAUGCCUGCAUCGUUUCCCUCCGUCGUGUGAACUAG